UACCUGCUGACUGUUCUGUCGUGACUACCGACUAAAGACUCUUAUUCAAGAUGAAGAAGUUCAUUAUUUUCUUCGCCCUUGUGGCUUGCGCCCACGCCGACUUCUGGAGCGACCUGUGGGACGGAGUGCAGACCCAGCUCCUCGACCCUAUCGUCGACCACGCCCAGCAAACCGCACAAGACCUUCUUGACACCUACGUGCCCGUCCUCGGCCAGGCCGCCCAGCAGUUAGUGGGAGAAGCGAUACAGUCGGCAGGCGACUCGCUGACCGGCCUGCUCAGCGGCUCCAAGCGCGGCCUGCUGGACACCGUCGUGGAGGUGCUGCAGAGUGGUAUCCAGUACCUGGAGGAGGUGGUCAUCGCUACCGUGCAGCAGGUCAGCCAGGCCCUCCAGGACGGCGUGGCCAACCUGUUCGACGACUCUAAGGCUGUGAAGAUGCUGGUUGAUAUGAAGAAGAUCAACAAGAAGAACAAGGUCAUGAUGAAGCAGCGCUCUCAGAUGAUGCUUGUGCACCUGUCCAAGUCUCUCAACAAGAUGGCCAAGGCACGUGGCUUCUUUGACGACCUUACCGCCGCCGCCGGUCAGCUCUUCCAGCCCGUUGUGGAUGCUGCCACCCAGUCCUUCAACCAGCUUGUUGACGCCGCCACCGCUGCAGGCCAGCAGAUUCUUGACCACGCCACCACGUUUGUCAACAACGUCAGCGGCACUUUCCAGGGCACCAUGGACCAGCUCAAUGCCGUUGCCCAGCCCUUCAUCGAUGACGCCCAGACCCUCGCCGGCUCCGUCACCAACCAGUUCCAGGAGAGCUUCGGUGCCGAGACCUCGGCCUAAGUCACGCAUAUACCUUACAGUAGAGCAUAUAUACCUCAUAUCACGGACAUCAUGACUGCUGAAGUCUGUUCGUCCACUGUGACUUACAAUCGUUUUUUCAAGUACGCACAAUAAAAUGUUUGUCGGAAUAUCAAA
This is a messenger RNA of Branchiostoma floridae (Florida lancelet), 965 nucleotides long. RefSeq lists its product as uncharacterized. Lineage: Eukaryota; Metazoa; Chordata; Leptocardii; Amphioxiformes; Branchiostomatidae. The record is from RefSeq and is a predicted model, not a curated record. The transcript is spliced from 7 exons. The coding region runs from base 51 to 830 and encodes 259 amino acids.